This is a messenger RNA of Rubroshorea leprosula, 3513 nucleotides long. Lineage: Eukaryota; Viridiplantae; Streptophyta; Magnoliopsida; Malvales; Dipterocarpaceae. The record is from the annotation of a GenBank genome assembly.
AUAAGGGUUUGCUCUUUAUUGGGUGUCCAAGCAUAUUGAAAUGGGAUCAAAUUUCCUAUGGCUGGUACUUAUAACACUGGUUUCACUAAAAGGGUGGUCGUGUCAUGGCUGCUUGGAGCAGGAGAAGCUCGCCCUGUUGCAUCUCAAACCUUUAUUCAAUGAUCCUCACUUGAAGUUGAAAAGUUGGAAAGGAAAUGACAGUUCAGAUUGUUGCCAAUGGAAACGUGUCAAGUGCAACACCACCACAGGCCGAGUCAUCGGACUCUUUCUUUCUGGUGUUUCUCAUCAUAUCCUACAACUGGACGACUCCUUAUUUCUUCCAUUCGAAGAAUUGAAGAGUCUUGACUUAAGCAACAACCAAAUUGUUGGUUUCUUUGAGGACAAAGGAUUCCAAGGGCAAUUGAGCAAUCUAGAGUUCCUAGACUUGAGUGAAAAUAAAUUGAACGAAAGCAUUUUAUGGUCUUUGGGGGGGUUUUUGUCCAUCAUGUCUCUAAAUCUUGAAGCAAACGCUUUCACAGGCAAAGGUAUUGAACAGAUAUCAAGAAUGACAAGUUUGGCGACUCUCAAUUUGGGCUUUAACAGACUGAACUAUAGCAUUCUUUCAUAUCUUGGUGGUCUUCCAUCUUUAAAAACUUUAAUUCUUGAUGGUGGCGUCUUUAAAGGAAGGAUUUAUCCUGAAGAUCAGCUUAGUCUCAAGAACUUAGAGUCUUUGCUAAUCGAUGGGUCUUUUAUCCGUAAGAGCUUUCUUCAAUCAAUUGGAAGCAUGACCUCCCUCAAGGUUUUGUCAUUAUCCUUGUGUGAACUCAAUGGAGCUUUACCCACUAAAGGUCUAUGUGAAUUAACUCAUCUCAAAGAAUUGGAUAUCAGCUACAACAAUUUCAGUGGAUAUUUGCCUUGGUGCUUCUCAAACCUAACAUCCCUUGAAUUUUUAGACCUCUCAUAUAACCAGUUCUCUGGAAAUAUUUCCCUAUCUCCAUUUCAGAGUCUAACAUCCAUCCGAUAUUUGUUUCUUUCCGAUAAUCAAUUCCAAAUCCCAAGUUCACUUAGACCUUUUCUCAACCUUUCAAAACUCAAGAUUAUGUAUGCAGAAAAUAAUCAAGUAUAUGAUGACAGAGGGCUAUAUUCCUCAGUUCCAAAAUUCCAGUUGAAUAACAUCCUUUUGUCUUGCUGUGGAAAUGGUGGAGCACUUCCUAAGUUCCUCUACCAUCAACAUGAUCUACAACAUGUUGAUCUCUCUAACAUUAAUUUGUCAGGAUAUUUUCCAAAUUGGUUGUUGGAGAAUAACACAGGACUGCAAACACUUAAACUGAGCAAUAAUUCUCUUUCGGGUCCUUUGCAGAUGCCAUUUCAAUCUCAUAGAAACUUGUAUUGGUUAGAUCUCUCUCAGAAUCACUUAGAUGGCUGCAUUGAUCAAGAGAUUGGAGCAUAUUUACCGGAGCUAGUAGAUCUAGACAUUUCAAGAAAUUCUUUCAAUGGUACCAUUCCUUCCUCCUUUGGUGACAUGAAAUGGCUACAGUUCUUGGAUGCAUCCAACAAUAACUUGUCUGGUGAAAUUCCUGAGCAUUUUGCCAUGGGUUGUUAUUCUUUAACGCAACUUAUACUGUCAAACAAUCAUUUGAAAGGUCAGAUAUUCCAUUCAAAAUCUAAUUGGGCAUUCUUGGGAAUUUUAAGGUUGGAUGGCAAUUGUUUUAGCGGGCAAAUCCCACACAGCAUGUUGAGGUUGAACAGUUCCUUGAUGGAGCUUGGAAUUAGUGACAAUUACCUUUCUGGUACGAUCCCAAGAUGGCUAGGGAAUUUGACAAACUUGAAAACCAUUCUCAUGGGAAAUAAUAGUUUUGAAGGUCCAAUCCCAAUAGAGUUGUGUCAGCUCCAAUCCCUCGCAGUUCUUGACCUUUCUAGAAACAAUAUUUCUGGGAAGCUAAUGUCUUGCUCUUUCCCAUUCAUGGUUGAGAUGCAUUUGUCUAGAAAUAGGUUAGAAGGACCGCUGACAAACGCAAUCUGCAACAACUCUCUGUUCCUAUUAGCAUUAGAUCUCAGCGACAAUUACUUUACGGGUAAAAUUCCUGGUUGCAUUGAUGAACUACAACAGUUGAGCUUUCUUCUAUUGAGUAAGAAUAAAUUUGAAGGGAAUAUUCCAACUCAGCUAUGCAGGUUAAACUGGUUGGGCAUGAUAGAUCUUUCUCACAAUAAUCUUUCGGGUGCGAUUCCAGCUUGCCUAAAUGUCAUUUGUUUGGAUGAAGUAUUGCGGACAAAAAUGGGAUAUGUUGAGUUUUUGAAUCCUACUGACUUUUAUCUUCGACCAUUAGGAUUCACGACGAAAGGUUCUUUUUAUUUGUAUGGAGGAAGCAUUCUUCCUUACAUGUCAGGGAUUGAUCUAUCAUCCAACAGAUUGGUGGGUAAGAUUCCUCAUGAAAUUGGAAAUCUUAGUGAGAUCCGUGCCCUAAACAUAUCCCAUAAUAGAUUGGCAGGAUCAAUACCGCCAACGUUGUCUAACCUUGGGUUGAUUGAGAGCCUAGAUCUUUCUUACAACAAUUUGAGUGGAGAAAUUCCUCCUCAGCUUGUUGAGUUAUGUUCAUUAGCCUAUUUUAGUGUGGCAUACAACAACUUAUCAGGCAAGACACCUGCUAGAGUCCAACAGUUUGCGACAUUUGAAAAGAGUAGCUAUGAGGGAAAUCCUUUUCUUUGUGGAGAGCCAUUGCGCAAUAAUUGCUUGGCAACUAGACCAGAACCUGUGUCAGAAAAGACCAAUAAUCCAACUGAUGUUCUCUACAUAAAUCCUUACUGGAGACGAGUGUGGUUCUAUUACAUUGAGAUGGGCUACACUUCAUGCUACUAUUUUGUGUGCAGAUGGGGUUAUGAGUCAAGGUCUCCCUUUGCUAUCGUAUUGGAAGGUUUAUGCAAUUUGACAAUUCCAACACUUCAAGAAAAGGUGAAGAUAGGUGUUCCAAGUCAAGGUAUCCCCUUUGAAAAAUGCUUUGGUGUCGUAUCGGAAGGGAUAUGCAAUUUGACAAUUCCAAAGAACUCCAGCAAUGUUAUUGUUAAAAGACCUCAACCUCAAUUUCCCCUCAUCAACUCUGCUUUGGCAUGGGAAUGCCGUCCAGAAGCACCGGCCACAGCCAGUGGCGCUCAAUUCAAAGCUCUCUUCAAAGUGUGGGAAUUAUCAAAGGCGAUUUUGAUGUUUGGGGAGGGUGGUUGUGUCAUGGCUGUUGGGAGCAGGAGAAACUCGGUCUUUUGCAUCUCAAACCUUUAUUCGACGAUGAUUUCUUGUUGGAAAGUUGGAGAGGAAAUGAUAGUUCAGAUUGUUGUCAAUGGAGUGGUGUCGAGUGUGACACCAGGACAGGCCGAAUCAUCAGACUCUCUAUUAAUCAUUGUUUUAGCCACGUUCUGCAUCUCAACUUCUCCUUAUUUCUUCCUUUUGAAGAAUUGAAGAGUCUUGACUUAAGCAGCAAUCGUAUUGUUGGUUUCUUUGAGGACAAAGGUCCUUGAAAUUUUGAAUGAAUUGAUCUUUUUCGU